UUACGUCUGUUACUCCAUGUCGAGGAGCACAGGCCGCACACCAGCAUUCUCCAUCCAACCCUGUCCUGGGCAAUCCUUUCCAGCUCCUUCCAGUUCUUAUUCAUCUUUUUUCAUAUCUGUUUCUAUUUCCCGACAUGAUGUGUCCUUUGGCCUUCCUCUUUUCCGCUUCUUCUCAGGAUUCCAAGUUGGGGCUUGCCCCGUGAUGCAAUUUGACGAUUUGCGUAAUAUAUGUCCUAUCCAUUUCCAUCGUCUUUUCCUAAAGUCCUCCUCAGCUGGAACCUGGUUUGUUCUCUCCCGCAGAAAGCUCUUGUUGAUGGUAUCCGGCCAAUGGAUGUUGAGUAUCUUGCACAGUCAACUGCUUAUAAAUACUUGUACCUAUUUGAUGAUGGUUGUAGUAGUUCUCCAAAUUGUAGCUCCGUACAGUAGAACUGUCUUGAAGUUCGUAUUGAAGAUUCUCACUUUGAUAUUGGUUGAAAGUUGUUUUGAGUUCCAUAUAUUCUUCAAUUGUAGGAAUGCAGCCUUCACUUUGCCAACCUGUGCCUUCUCAUCUCCAUCAGAUCUUCCUCGUUCAUCGAUGAUGCCACUGACUAAGUACGUAAAAUAUUCCACCAGUUCAAAAGUUUCUCUAUCAAUUGUGGUUGAGUUGAUGUUCUCCAUGUUGUAUCUGAGGAUCUAGCUUUUCCCUUUGUGUAUAUUGAGGCCUACUGAUGCAGAGACUGGUGCUAAACUAACUGUGUUCAUCUGCAUUGGUUCGUGUGUAUGAGAUAGAAAAGUUAAAUCAUCUGCGAAGUACAAAUCUUUGAAUUGAUACCAAACUGUCUAUUGUAUUCCGUGUUUCCUCUCACAUAUCAACGU
This is a messenger RNA of Schistosoma intercalatum, 855 nucleotides long. Lineage: Eukaryota; Metazoa; Platyhelminthes; Trematoda; Strigeidida; Schistosomatidae. The record is from the annotation of a GenBank genome assembly.